UUUCGACUUUCGACAUUUCAUCGGACAUUUGCUUCCCUCGAUUCUCCCCUCAUUCGCAACCGACAACGUCAGGGAUGACAAGAUGCCUUCGCCGUCGUCUGGAGAGGAAACGCGUGCCCUCGGGGAUCUCCUAGCUUCCACUCUUGCGCUGCUCGGCCAGUUCAUCGCGGCGCUGAACGCCAACAAUGCCACCACUUCCGCAGCGGCAGACACAACACAGCAGCCGCCCGAUCCCCUGCGUGUGUGCAGCGACUCAGCCAAGCUGGUGAAAGCACACACGACCAAGCUGAGCCUGCUCGCCAUCAACAAGCCCUUUACACCCUCCGCCAUUAUCAAAGUACUGCGAGAGCUCUCGGCGACAUGUCUUCCGGCUAUGAUGAGCGCAGUGCAGAUUUGCGAGCAGCAGAACGCUUCUCAGGGCGGUAUCAUGGUGAAAGAGGCGCAAGCGAGAGUGAGACGAGUGUUCAAGGAAAUGGAGAUGCUAUUGAACGAGGUUCAGUCCAUUUCAGAGGGCAAGGCGGCUGCUACAAGACGUGACAGCCUCAGCUCUACUGGAGUGGUAUGGGAGAGCUGCGAUGCCGUGAUCGAACUGGAACGCCUUGGCCUUGCCGGUCUGGCUCUGCAAAAGGUACAACAAUACCGAGAUACGAUCAAGGAUGCCAUCGAGGAACUUCGAGACUGGGCGGAGGGCGAUGAUCUAGACACCGAAGGCCGCGUGGAUGGUUUGUUGGACAGUGACGAUGAAGGCGUUGCUGGAGACCAGGACAACAUUGACGACAUUUUCAACGCGGCCAACAGCAUGCCUGCAGACCGCCCGGAACUGAAAGAACUGGCAACAACGGUAGAAGGCAAGCUAAAGAAGAUUGUCUUGUUGUACAGCGCACUGGAGAAAAGGCGACUUGCCACUUUCAAAACAGGCUCGGGCGAGACCGCGGUCACGCGGCUGGACGAAGUGAUGGUUCACCUUCGGAAGAUACCACAUCAGGUGGAUGAGCUCGCCAUCUUCCUUUACGAUCUAGAUGAGCAAGGAGCAAACGACAUGCUCGAGAAGUGUGUGAACGAGGCACGCCUUGCCGCACGCUCUAUGGAGUCGAACUGGGAAGGGGCUGACGAUGUGGCAACGACAUGGCUUCAAAAGUGGUACACUGCUGUCAGUUGAAAUACAUAAAGGAAGCUGGACGGCAAACAUCCCAAAAAAGCCCCAGUGUACCAUCAGCUGUGAUGACUUCACAGCGCGAGCAUCGCCAAUCCCGCCAUUCCGAGCAUCGCACCCGGCAUUGCGGCAUUCGUCGGCGUGGCAGCACUUUUGCUCGUUGCUGACGAGCUGGUCGCAGUCGACUCUGUAGCGCUCGCAGUGCUGCCAGUCUUGCUGGAGCCGGUCGCGAGAGCUUGACAAAUGGUGGCCGGAUAAGUCUUGCCGACGUAUGUUUGGCUGCUCGCCGAAAGCGCCGAGCUGCAAAGAUUGUUGGACGCCUUCUCGAGCUCUGAAAUCUGCGUCAGCGUGUGCGUUGGAAUGAGGAGCCUGCG
Molecule: messenger RNA, 1527 nt
Organism: Neohortaea acidophila
Lineage: Eukaryota; Fungi; Ascomycota; Dothideomycetes; Mycosphaerellales; Teratosphaeriaceae
Exons: 1
Coding region: 83-1159 (358 amino acids)
Biological process (GO): regulation of cell cycle
Cellular component (GO): nucleus
Source: RefSeq, a predicted model, not a curated record